AUGGAGCCGGCGGCCAAGACACACACGAAUCAAGCGAGGAACUUCGCCUCCAAGAUGUUGAAAAGCGAAAUCGCCCAAUGCGAUUCUCAAUUGAUGGGAGAUUUCCAGUCCAUCCUGCAGGGCGGCUGCAUCUACCUCCCCAACUUCUUCUGCGGGGCGAAGGACUUUGCUCUGCUCCAAUCUUUGUCUCGCGAUCUCGAAAAGGACGCAGGAGAAGGCAUGAUCAACUGGAGCAAGCAUCUCAAGCACGAGAAUCCCGCCUUCUCGCCCACCUUCAACGACAUCAUCAAGAAGAUGGCCGACUACUUUGGCACCAAGGAAGACUUCACCAUGGGCGCCUCCUUCGGAGCAUCGCGCCAGCUCGUAUUCCUGCAUCCACCUUCUGGCAGGACCUUCGACUUCCCACAGGUGAAUGGAGACAUCUUUGCGUUCAACUCGGAGGUGAACCAGCGAUUCCAGCAUGGCGUGCCCAAGGCGUGA
Acanthamoeba castellanii str. Neff is the source of this 480-nucleotide messenger RNA. RefSeq lists its product as uncharacterized. Lineage: Eukaryota; Discosea; Longamoebia; Acanthamoebidae. The transcript is spliced from 3 exons. The record is from RefSeq and is a predicted model, not a curated record. The coding region runs from base 1 to 480 and encodes 159 amino acids.